CGGAAUACGUAUUACGACGAAGGGGAGGAGGGAGCGAAGAGGAGGCGUUAUUACUGUUUAAAUAACAAGCGAAGCCUUCCACCCAGCGGCACCUCUUCUGCGGGAAAACUGCGACAGCAACCAGCGACAAGCAUUCCAGCCUUUACAUCGAAGCUUAAACGAUGGCCACCAAAGACAAACUGAUCACCCAUGUGCUGAAGGAGGAGCCAGGGAGCAGCAGGAACAAGGUGACGGUGGUGGGCGUUGGCAUGGUGGGCAUGGCCACUGCCAUGAGUGUUCUGCUCAAGGAUCUGUGUGAUGAGCUGGCACUGGUGGAUGUGAUGGAGGACAAACUGAAGGGUGAAGUAAUGGACCUGCAACAUGGCUCCUUCUUUGUGAAGACACACAAGAUUGUGGGAGACAAAGACUACAGCGUGACAGCUGGCUCCAGGGUGGUGGUGGUGACCGCUGGUGCACGCCAGCAGGAGGGAGAGAGUCGCCUCAAUCUGGUGCAGCGCAAUGUCAACAUCUUCAAGUUUAUCAUCCCCAACAUUGUCAAGUACAGCCCCAACUGCAUCCUGAUGGUUGUCUCUAACCCAGAAUUGUCCAUCUUUCCCUACACAGUGGACAUCUUGACUUACGUUGCUUGGAAGCUUAGCGGUUUUCCACAUCAUCGCGUCAUCGGCUCCGGAACCAACCUGGACACUGCCCGUUUCCGCCACCUCAUGGGAGAGAAACUGAACCUCCACCCUUCGAGCUGCCAUGGCUGGAUCAUUGGAGAGCACGGGGACUCCAGUGUGCCCGUGUGGAGUGGCGUGAACGUGGCUGGCGUCAGUCUUCAGGGCAUCAACCCUAAGAUGGGCACUGAAGGAGAUAGCGAAGACUGGAAGGCGGUGCACAAAAUGGUGGUUGAUGGAGCUUAUGAGGUGAUCCGACUGAAGGGUUACACUUCAUGGGCCAUCGGGAUGUCUGUGGCUGACCUGGUGGCGAGCAUCACCAAGAACAUGCACAAAGUUCAUCCCGUGUCCACACUCAUCAAGGGGAUGUACGGCGUGAAAGAGGAGGUUUUCCUUAGCAUCCCCUGCGUUCUGGGCAACAAGGGUCUGUCAGACAUCAUCAACAUGAGCCUGAAGCCCGAGGAGCAGCAGCAUCUGGUGAAGAGCGCCGAGACACUGUGGGCUGUCCAAAAGGAGCUCACUCUGUGAAGAGCGUAGCGCCCCACGGUACGGUUCUUCAACCCCAAACUAAACAAACUAGCCCUAGUGCAUCCAUUCUGUGUUGUGUCCCUCUGUGGUAAAAGGCCUCCAUUAAGACCUAGGAAGUUGCAAAAAAGUGGAAGCUACUUUCACAUAUUAACAUGCAUUAAGUGUAUUGUUCUUUUUGCUGUCCGCUCCUUUCACAAUACGUAUAACAAGAAUCACAACUAUUUAGCUUUAGAGAUCACACUGUGUUGAGAGCUGGGAAUUUGUGUCUAAAAUACUACGUAUUGUUACUGUGCACUGUUCGGGCUUAUUCUAUACACUCCUUGUAUGCUUUGUGUAUAGUCUGUCAACACUGUAAAAGCUGUAUGUCUGUUUUUUGUCCAUUUUGUCCCCUUGUCUUCCUUUUUCUUGAGUCUGAUGGAGACAUUCCAUUCUCAGCGGGGGCAGAUUUCCUGUCCAACUGAUGUAAUAGUAAUCUAAGGCCUUCUUCACACACAAAGUGCCCUGACAAGUCGGAUAAGAGACAUUGGAAAUUCAAUCCACUCCUGUUUGGGGAUGCUACUGAAUAGAAAUCAUCAAUAUAGACAAAAAUAUGUUGUUUGCACACCAUAAUGCCCUCAAAGAGAUUAUUUAUUUUUUCUCCUAAUUUCAAAAGGACAUUAACAAAGUGUAAUGGUGUUAUUUUCUGAAUAGUCGUUACUGCAGAUGAUACAUUUAUUGUUUCCAGUGCUAUUUAUCAUGAAGAUGAUCAACUGUAUCUGGAGAUAUUUUUACAUCCUGUAGCAUCAAAUAAAGCCAGGAUACAGAAACAAGAA
Messenger RNA from Syngnathus typhle (broad-nosed pipefish), 1996 nucleotides. RefSeq names its product lactate dehydrogenase A4 (gene ldha). Gene Ontology annotation, cellular component: cytoplasm. NCBI's taxonomy places the organism in Eukaryota, Metazoa, Chordata, Actinopteri, Syngnathiformes, Syngnathidae. The coding region runs from base 162 to 1184 and encodes 340 amino acids. Gene Ontology annotation, biological process: carboxylic acid metabolic process. The record is from RefSeq and is a predicted model, not a curated record. Gene Ontology annotation, molecular function: L-lactate dehydrogenase (NAD+) activity. The transcript is spliced from 8 exons.